Molecule: messenger RNA, 1239 nt
Organism: Corythoichthys intestinalis (scribbled pipefish)
Lineage: Eukaryota; Metazoa; Chordata; Actinopteri; Syngnathiformes; Syngnathidae
Gene: tmem177
Product: transmembrane protein 177
Exons: 3
Coding region: 215-1147 (310 amino acids)
Cellular component (GO): membrane
Source: RefSeq, a predicted model, not a curated record
UCGAUUUACGACCAAAGGUCAUUUCUUUUCAUGGUUGUCAUGUAACAUUCGUGCACAGCUGUCCUUUAAAAACUGAUAUGGGCAACAUGAUAGUUUUAGGCGCCUCUAAACUAUAAAUGUAGUCGUUUUUUCUUUUAUUUUAAGCGUGGGGUUUUAUUUCUACGGUGCUGACGCCAUAUUGUUUCCCCAGAAGCUGACGUCAAACGGCAUAGACAUGGCGUCUAGGUUUUUGAAGUAUUCAGUUCUUCUUCAGAAGUACAGAACUCCACUUCUUAUAGCGAGCUGUGGUGGCAUCUUUGCAGCCAACACGUUUUACCACGUCUUCCCUGAUAUGUCCUACCGACAGCUCUACCAAGCCUGGUACAAGGGAGAACCGGUGACACUGUCUGACAAGCUAGAAGGACUUUUCCAGCAGGUGCUGAAAGACUACAGUGUCACCCCAUCCAGUAAUUUCUCUGCAUUCGCCUCCUUUGGGUUCCACCCAGUCAGCGCCGGCGUCCCUUGGCUGCCUGCAGGGGCUCAAAUAGGCAUCCCGGCGAACUUUAACAGCACACCCGACGACCAUGAUGGUAUCACUAACCGGACUAUUUUCAUAAAUGGUAAAACGGUUGAAUGGGACAGCGAAACUGGGACAGCGCUAAAGGAGUCUUUGGUGCUCUCCCUCCGAGCACAGAAAUUUGCCAUAGCUCGAGAGGUCGCCCGUUCACAGUCGGGCGCACCCAUCCUAAGUGCUGCAGUUGCUCCAUUCUGCCUGAGUGGGGUUUGGGUGUACAGCGUGGUUCUGAAGCAGGUGUUCAACCUUCACGCCGGCCCAUUUUUGUUACGCGGGGUCGUUAACUUGGUAGCGCUAGCACUUGGGGCUGUGUCUUACUUCCUCAUCUCUGACACCGUCACCCAGUGGUCCGAUUACAGCUCGGAUCGACGGGCUGCCGGGGUGUCGUCCGACUAUGCUGAAGGCGGGAUAGAGUUUUACGACAAGAUUCUAUCUAGAAACAAGACACUGCGCACACUCAUGGGACAGAAGGGAGAGGAGAUGUACGCACCCAAUGGGAACUUGUUUCCCGCCAAUAUCAUUCAGCUGAAGCACACACCGUACACCUCCAGGAGGGAUGGCAUAAUCACUCUCAUGAAAAAGGACAAGAUUUAACUCCAGGAGGGAUGGCAUAAUCACUCUCAUGAAAAAGGACAAGAUUUAAGUUUAAGUAACAAAUUUGUUUGAAUUGUUUUUUUUUUUUUUUA